UACUAGUAUUUCAUUUAAUCAAAGUUUAUGAUUGAAAUUCCCCCAUAGUUUAAUAAAACAACAAUUAAGUUGUAAGAGAAAAAUACCCCCCGCCCGCCACAACAAAAAUCAAAUAACAAUGGGUGGAUGUACGGCAGUAAACUGUACGAAUUCCGGUAGGAAAGGUAUUCGUUUAUUUCGUUUUCCAAAAGAUGAUUCUAGAAGAAAAAUUUGGCUUCAAAAUUGUCGCCGGGACAAAUGGGUACCUACAAAUUCGUCAGGGUUGUGUGAAAUUCAUUUUGAGCAAAGUCAAUUCAAACAGCAUCGUCAAGGUGGCAUAAAAAAACUAAAAUCAAAUGCAAUUCCGACAAUAUUUAAUGUACCAAACCCUCCUCAAUUAUUAGAAACGAAAAGAAAAUCGCUCUAUCCAGAAGAAGUUAUUAAUUGUUUUUCAAAUGGAAAACAAAGAGAUAUAGAGUUAGUCAUAUAUAAACCAUUCUCCAAAUGA
This is a messenger RNA of Acyrthosiphon pisum (pea aphid), 487 nucleotides long. Its product is annotated as THAP domain-containing protein 4-like. The transcript is spliced from 3 exons. Lineage: Eukaryota; Metazoa; Arthropoda; Insecta; Hemiptera; Aphididae. Bases 119 to 487 code for a protein of 122 amino acids. The record is from RefSeq and is a predicted model, not a curated record.